Molecule: messenger RNA, 1445 nt
Organism: Punctularia strigosozonata HHB-11173 SS5
Lineage: Eukaryota; Fungi; Basidiomycota; Agaricomycetes; Corticiales; Punctulariaceae
Exons: 3
Coding region: 174-1445 (423 amino acids)
Biological process (GO): ubiquitin-dependent protein catabolic process; protein polyubiquitination; positive regulation of proteasomal ubiquitin-dependent protein catabolic process
Cellular component (GO): cytoplasm; ubiquitin ligase complex
Molecular function (GO): ubiquitin protein ligase activity; ubiquitin conjugating enzyme binding
Source: RefSeq, a predicted model, not a curated record
ACCAUCCAAAUCCAGAUGAUGACGAUGACGUUCAAUUGUAUCGCCUUAUCGCCGAGCUUGCGCUCGAGGACCUACGCGAGCUCGAAGAUCACCGCAAGGGGAAGGGUAAGGACGGCGCGCCUCCGAGCGACGCCGACCUUGCCCUCCGCCUGUACGAGGAAGAGGUCCGCGCCAUGAGUCGGGCCGUCGAGGAUCGUGUCCUGGCUCAGAGCAUCGAUUCCGCCCUUGCGACGGAUCAUGCUCUGGUCCAGGCCUGCCAGGCUGAGGAGAAUCAGGCGAGGGACGAUCGCCGCGUCGCCCUCGCCCUCUCACAAGGCAUCCCCGUUCGGCCAGCUGCGAGCAGCGCAUCUGCCGCGCGCCCGUCAACGUCGAAGCCCGCCGCGUCGUCUACUCCAGCUUCUACAACUGCCACAUCGAUUUUAUCCACCCUGGUCACAAACUCUGGCCGCGCCACUCCUAAAGCUCCGCAUGGUAGCACCUACACAGCGGCGCCUUCAAGCAAACCGAAACCCGCGAAAGAAUGCACAUCCUGCCGCGACAAGAUUACAGGUCCCUCCAUCGCAGGCCCGUGCGGGCACCCAUACGAUGUAGAAUGCAUCACCGACCUGGUCGAAGCCGCUACGCGAGACCAAUCCCUGUUUCCAAUCCGCUGCUGCACGCAGCCCAUCCCUUUCUCGCUCAUCAGGCCCCAUCUUUCGUCCCAGCUGGCCCUCCUCUUCGAGAAGAAGGAGCGCGAGUACAACACGGUCGGAAAGAAAAUUUACUGCAGUUCACGCUCUUGCGGCGCCUUCGUCGGUGCUGCUACCUCGACCCCAACACCUCUCUACUGCCCCGAAUGCUACACCCGGACCUGCGGCGCGUGCAACACCGCCGCGCACCCUUUCUUCCAACCCUGCGCCACCGACACCGAGGCCCAGGUCGUGCUCGACCUCGCCAGGGAAGAAGGCUGGCAGCGUUGUCCACAAUGUCACCAGAUGGUCGAACUCGCACAUGGCUGCUUCCACAUGACGUGCCGCUGCCGCGCGCAGUUCUGCUACGUGUGUGCGAAGACGUGGAAGACGUGCCAAUGCCCGCAGUGGGAUGAAAACCGUCUCGUCGUCGCCGCCCGACGCCAGGUCGAGGCUGGGAUCGAUCCCAGGCGCGAGGCGGUGCCGCAAGCUGUUAUGCUGGAGAGGGUGCAAGCCGCCGUGGAGGACCUGCGCGUCAACCACGAACAUCAGCAUGGAAGAUGGGGAUAUCGUUCGGGCGGAGGCCAAUGCGAAGAAUGCGGGUUCUGGCUUCCACAAUACCUCUUCGUGAGCAUCUUCUGCACGUGGAUCCGCAGCAGAUGCUCAUCAUCGCCCACUUCUCCAGCGAUGUGGAACGGGGUGCGGUAUGAUGGCCUGCAAUCGAUGCAGGCGCAAUCGUCUUUGAGCAAAGGCGCCUCGACCAGUUCGAUGGUCUAG